AUGGACAAAGAUUGCGACAUGGUUUAUAAAAACAUUUCUGACAUAUAUAAAUCUGAGGAGUUUAAGACUUACGAUAACUUUGUUUCAUUAGUUGCUGAAUGUGUUUGGGAAAUAAGAGAUAAAGAUAGAAGAGGUAAGGUAUGGAAUGAACAGAUAAGACCCGCUAUGUUUGAGAUGAAGAAAACCAUUGACGCCUUAGUUGUUUUAGCAGGUAAGGUUUCAGAAUAUAACGCAAAGUUGAACCCACAAUGUUCAAAAUGUAAAGCAGCAAUAAGGAAAUAUAACUACUCCGUCAAAGAGAUAGAAAGAAUGAGAAACGACUAUGCAGACUUAAAGAAAGAAGCAGAAAAGCCAGCAGAAGAUAAAAUGGACAUGUUAGAAUUUCUGAACAAAAACUAUCCAACAGCAGAAGAUUUCCUUCUAUCUGACGUCAAGAAGAAGUAUAAAGAAACCUUCGGUAUUGUUAAAACUUUUGACAUACUAAAAGAAGAAAUAGAAGCUACGAAAUUGUUUAGGAUUUCAAAUAUACAUCGUACAAUUCAUGUGAAACGUUUAUAA
This is a messenger RNA of Trichomonas vaginalis G3, 558 nucleotides long. RefSeq names its product organellar and viral DNA polymerase type B. The coding region runs from base 1 to 558 and encodes 185 amino acids. The transcript has a single exon. The record is from RefSeq and is a predicted model, not a curated record. NCBI's taxonomy places the organism in Eukaryota, Parabasalia, Trichomonadida, Trichomonadidae.